Molecule: messenger RNA, 777 nt
Organism: Bufo bufo (common toad)
Lineage: Eukaryota; Metazoa; Chordata; Amphibia; Anura; Bufonidae
Gene: NPM2
Product: nucleophosmin/nucleoplasmin 2
Exons: 9
Coding region: 13-615 (200 amino acids)
Biological process (GO): positive regulation of DNA replication; chromatin remodeling
Cellular component (GO): nucleoplasm; cytoplasm; nucleolus
Molecular function (GO): chromatin binding; RNA binding; histone binding
Source: RefSeq, a predicted model, not a curated record
UGUGCAGUAAACAUGGCCUCUACCGUCAGUAACACCAGCAAGCUUGAGAAACCAGUGUCUCUUAUAUGGGGGUGUGAGCUGAACGAGCAGAACAAGACCUUUGUGUUUAAAGUGUCAGAUGACGACAAGAGCGAGCACCAGCUGGCCCUGAGAACUGUAUGUCUGGGGGACAAGGCCAAAGAUGAAUUUCAUGUGGUAGAAAUCGUUCCUCAGGUAGAAGGGAGCGAUGUACAACCUGUUCCCAUAGCCAGUCUAAAGCCAUCUAUUCUGCCUAUGGCUACAAUGAUGGGCAUUGAGUUAACUCCUCCAAUCACCUUCCGGCUCAAAGCUGGCUCCGGACCAGUAUAUAUUAGCGGCCAGCAUAUCGCAUUGGAAGAAGACUACUCAUGGGCUGAGGAAGAAGGUGAGGAGGAAAUAGAAGAGGAAGAGGAGGAGGAAGAUCCCGAAUCUCCCCCAAAAGCAGUAAAAAGGCCAGCAGCCUCCAAAAAGGGGAGCCAGGCUAAGAAGAAGAAGAUGGACAAAGAUGAGAAGGAGGAAGAAAGUUCUGAAGAAGACAGUCCAGCGAAAAAGGGCAAAGGCGCAGGACGAGGCAGGAAGCCAGCUGCUAAGAAAUGAGGUGCUGGAUGCCAUCUUGUCUAGAUGUACUUGGCUGUAUUUAAAUAUCCUGUCGCAUGAUCAACGUUUGUGGGCUAUGUCAUCCAUCAUGGCCACCGGUCCUUCCUUUCACCACGUUCCUCCUAUGAUGGCAGGCUGGAUAUCGUCUCUAUGUGAUGUAAU